This is a messenger RNA of Achroia grisella, 1782 nucleotides long. It is a transcript of the gene stg1, whose product is annotated as voltage-dependent calcium channel gamma-2 subunit. NCBI's taxonomy places the organism in Eukaryota, Metazoa, Arthropoda, Insecta, Lepidoptera, Pyralidae. The transcript has 6 exons. Bases 208 to 1575 code for a protein of 455 amino acids. Gene Ontology annotation, molecular function: voltage-gated calcium channel activity; channel regulator activity. Gene Ontology annotation, cellular component: AMPA glutamate receptor complex; postsynaptic density membrane. The record is from RefSeq and is a predicted model, not a curated record. Gene Ontology annotation, biological process: postsynaptic neurotransmitter receptor diffusion trapping; neurotransmitter receptor transport, postsynaptic endosome to lysosome; positive regulation of synaptic transmission, glutamatergic.
CGAGGGUUACAUGUGUUGUAGCGGACUCCGUAGCUACGUAGCGGGUGAUUCGAACAGCUACGAGCAGUGCAUUCCAACACUAACUAAUUUAGUGCAAAUAAUAAACAAAUUUCGUGAAAAACGUGUUAUUAUGGUGUUUUUCAGUUAUUGAAGGAUUAGCAAUCGUUUUUUCUUUCAUAAUUGUUAUAUGUGAAACAAAGGGAAGGUAUGUGGGGCGGGGGUGCGCAGUGCGUGCAUGCCUCACUGCCGCGGGGAGCGCGCGCACAACCCGCGCCCACGCUCAGCGGCGCCAUCGCCAGCCGCCGCCCGCCCAGGCCUACACCUCCUUCUCCAACACUGAUUGCCCAAGUUGACUCUUCGGUGGCCUGUCUCUGGCUACUCACGCCUUUGUCAGCUGGUACAGCAGUCGUAGCAGUUCUAGUUGCUGUCUCAACAAACAACUGGCUUCACACACAAGAGAAUAUGCUGAACCCAGCUUACAAUGGCACGGGAAAGUACAGCUUGGUUGCAAAACACACAGUCUCUGGUUUAUGGAGGAUUUGUCACACAGACCUUGGCAGUUUGGUGUAUCAAUGUUUGGAUAUACCCUACUUCCCCCUCUCACAGUAUAGCCCUGAUUUGAGCGACUCCACAAAUGCAAUACCAUACGUGGUAACCAGAUCAGCGGCGCCGUUACUGUUGGCUGUCUUUACACAAGCUGUUGGUGCACUUUGUUGCGUGCUCGGACACUGUGUCAAAGGAAGACGACUAUGUACUUUCAUUGCUGGUGUACUGUUUAUUAUUUCCGGUCUCAUUAUGCUGACUGGAAUUGUGAUGUACAUAUCGGUAUUUAAGUCACAAGUAGGCCAUAAACUGCGCUAUAUGACCUACUUCGAUGCCCCACGAAUGUCUUAUAGUUAUGGAUAUUCCUUUGGUCUAUAUAUCAGCGGAUUUGUGGCCGUUGAGUUAGCAGGUACAUCUGCCAUAUAUCUCUUCCUACAAUGGUAUCAAAAAGACUGGAUAACAGAAUUAUCAGAGAAAGCCAAAGCUGAUAGCCGAGUCUGGGAUAGAGAAUAUGCUUUCUCAGACUUUAGAGAACGAGAUUCGACAUUAUUAGAAAGACGGAUGAUGAAGAGAGACACGUAUCCACCUACAGGUUCAUCUGCAGCUACACCACAUGAACGAAGACGUUUUGUAUACGACGGGGACGAUAUGCCGCAUUGUUCUAUACAUAAAAAUAGAAGAAUAAAUUUAAGCUCUGCAUCUUUAAAAGAUUUAUCGUCAUCUACGCUAUAUGGUUUCCCAGCAGCACCAAGACCAACAGCUUGCGAUAAUUACUUCGAGGAGUUUAAAGAAGUUCCUCAGAGUGCGAACACUUUAAGUGGACUGAGAAGCGCGUCAAUAUUUCAAUCACAAGCGUCAGUUGCCAGUGGUAGAUUCUUGGAUUCAACGGCUGUAGAACCACCGCCUUCUAGGGAGGAGGAGCUGGUGACAUUUGGAGCAGGAGCGCGAAGCGCAAUUGCUAACGAAGACCAGCCUCCUCGACAUGACCGCGCUGUUGGUACUGACCCGUACCGCAGGACCACUCCCGUCUGAUUUAAAACAUCGGGUACCUCGCCCCCAGUUUAAAGCAUAUCGAGAAGUGAUAAGUGACGAUACUGUUUCACGUACUAUUUAUACCUAGGCGUAUAACGGUUGUAUGUAGGUAGGUACGGGUAACGAUUAAGAAGUGUCUUUCGAAUUUAUGAACGUGCAUACGUUACUUGUAUUAUGGAAUUUUUAAUUGUUACAUUUCCUUGAAUA